This is a messenger RNA of Quercus robur (English oak), 438 nucleotides long. RefSeq lists its product as uncharacterized. NCBI's taxonomy places the organism in Eukaryota, Viridiplantae, Streptophyta, Magnoliopsida, Fagales, Fagaceae. Bases 1 to 438 code for a protein of 145 amino acids. The transcript has a single exon. Gene Ontology annotation, biological process: root development; shoot system development. The record is from RefSeq and is a predicted model, not a curated record.
AUGAAGAAUGUCUUAAAGAGCAUGAAAAAUAAAUUUAAUUACAAGAAUACUGAAGAUAUUCUCAUUAUUAGCCUGUUAAAAGACCUAGAAGCUGCAACUCUAAUUGGCUUUGACUCCCUCUUGACUUUUAUUGCUAAAUCAAAGUUGCAAUCAAAGUCAAGCAGCUGGUCUUCGGUUUCCAAGCUAGUUCACCACAAAAGAGUGCCAUGUGAGUGUGAAGAAACAGAUGCAAAUGAGUUUGAGAUGGUAGAUGCAGCAUUGCAAUCUCUCAUCAGUCACAAGCCAAGCAAAUCUGAUUACUCUUUGGUUAUUGAUAAUGUACAGACCUGGCUCGGGAAGUUGGAAUUGAACAUUCAAGAUCUUGAAGAAGUUUUUGAAUUCCUUUCUCGAAGUAUUGUCAAGACUAGAGUUUCCCUUCUGAACAUCCUCAACCACUAG